Geodia barretti is the source of this 3280-nucleotide messenger RNA. Lineage: Eukaryota; Metazoa; Porifera; Demospongiae; Tetractinellida; Geodiidae. The record is from the annotation of a GenBank genome assembly.
GCGUGCGCAAUAGGUCCAGAGCACGUGUGGUCGAUCGACCACCCUUCUAGAGUUGUUGCGCAAUCAGUUUCCUUUUUCGACGGCCGCUUUCUGGUGGUUGACAAAGGGCUGUAGGAGCGGCGGGGAGAAGAAUCUGCCAAGAUGGUGAACUUCACGGUAGAGCAGGUCCGUGCCAUCAUGGACAAGCGGUCCAACAUCCGCAACAUGUCCGUGAUCGCUCACGUGGAUCACGGCAAGUCCACGCUGACCGACUCGCUGGUUAGCAAGGCUGGAAUCAUUGCCGGGUCUCGGGCCGGCGAGACGCGGUUUACCGACACUCGUAAGGACGAGCAGGAGCGUUGCAUCACUAUCAAGUCCACUGCUAUCUCUCUGUACUAUGAGCUGAGUGAGAAAGAUCUGCAGUAUGUGACGCAGGAGAAAGACGGGACAGGGUUUCUUAUCAACCUCAUCGACUCGCCCGGCCACGUGGACUUCUCCAGUGAAGUGACAGCUGCCCUCCGUGUCACCGACGGAGCCCUCGUCGUCGUGGACUGUGUCAGCGGUGAGCUGCUUUCUUUUCUCUCACUUUUUUUGAUCUCUUUCUCCUCAGUCAGUUAGUUCUCCCUUUCUCUCUCUGCCUCGUAUAAAUUUAGCUCUAUUGCUCUCUUUGUCUUGUGUUCAAGUUGUACAGGCAAUACAAAUUGUAAUAGUACACUGUGUGGAUGUGGCGGUUCUGUAGAUCCAGCUGACUUCAUGCGUCAAACAUUUCCAAAAGCAGGAUGCUAUCUCCCCCUCCUCCCCCUCCUCCUUCUCUAUCUUCCUGUUUCCCCCUUCCUCUCUCUUUCCUCUCUCCCCACCUCCUUCUCCUUCCCCACUCUGGCACUCCUCCGACAGGUGUGUGCGUCCAGACUCAGACGGUACUACGACAGGCCAUCGCCGAGAGGAUAAAGCCCGUGGCGUUCCUCAACAAGAUGGACAGAGCUCUCCUGGAGCUCCAGCUACAGCAGGAAGAUCUCUACCAGACCUUCCAGAGGAUCGUGGAGAGUUUGAAUGUCAUCGUGGCUACCUACAAUGAUGAAGACAGCCCCAUGGGGAACAUCAUGGUGGACCCCACGAAGGGAACGGUGGGGUUUGGCUCAGGUCUCCACGGCUGGGCCUUCACUCUCAAACAGUUUGCCGAAAUCUACUCGUCCAAGUUCAAGAUUGACCCGCCGAAGCUCAUGAAGCGAUUGUGGGGCGACCAGUUCUACAGCCCAAAGGAGAGGAAGUGGAACAAGACGGGGGGAGAGGGGUACGUCCGAGGGUUCUGUCAGUUCGUCCUCGACCCCAUCUUCAAGGUGUUUGAUGCCAUCAUGAACUUCAAGAAAGACGAGACGGCCAAGAUGAUUGAGAAACUGCAGAUCAAAACUCGACUCUGAGGACCGCGAGAAGGAGGGGAAACCCCUUCUCAAGGCCGUCAUGAGGAAGUGGCUGCCGGCUGGCGACACCAUGUUGCAGAUGAUAACCAUCCACCUCCCGUCUCCUCUCACGGCCCAGAGAUACCGCAUGGAGCUCCUCUACGAGGGUCCCCAUGACGACCCCUGUGCCAUCGGCAUCAAGACCUGCGACCAAAAGGCUCCGCUGAUGAUGUACGUGUCCAAGAUGGUCCCGACGACCGACAAGGGACGUUUCUACGCAUUUGGUCGCGUCUUCUCUGGGAUAGUUGGCACGGGGAUGAAAUGCCGGAUCAUGGGACCAAACUACACCCCCGGGAAGAGAGAGGACCUCUUCAUCAAACCUAUCCAGCGAACCAUUCUCAUGAUGGGCAGGUACGUGGAGGCCAUCGAAGACGUUCCCUGUGGCAACAUAGUUGGACUGGUGGGUGUGGACCAGUACCUCAUCAAGACUGGAACAAUCUCCACUUACGAACACGCCCACAAUCUACGGGUGAUGAAGUUCAGUGUGUCGCCAGUUGUCCGCGUUGCCGUGGAGGCCAAAAACCCGUCUGACCUGCCGAAACUGGUCGAGGGGCUCAAGAGGCUGGCCAAGUCAGACCCCAUGGUCCAGUGCUCCAUUGAGGAGAGUGGAGAACACAUAGUUGCUGGUGCUGGUGAGCUCCAUUUGGAGAUAUGUCUGAAGGACCUGGAGGAGGACCACGCCUGCAUCCCUCUCAAGAAGUCAGAUCCAGUCGUCUCAUACCGCGAGACAGUCUCAGAGCCCUCCUCUCAGAUCUGUCUGUCCAAAUCUCCCAACAAGCACAACAGGCUGUUCAUGACGGCCGGUCCAUUGCCGGACGGACUGGCCGAGGAUAUUGACAAGGGUGAGGUGGCCCCUCGUCAGGACCCCAAGGUGCGAGCCCGGUACCUGGUGGAGAAGUACGAAUGGGAUGCGACCGAGUCUCGAAAGAUAUGGUGUUUCGGACCCGAGGGGACGGGACCGAACCUCCUCAUGGACGUCUCCAAGGGAGUCCAGUACCUCAACGAGAUCAAGGACAGUGUGGUCGCUGGGUUCCAGUGGGCCACUAAAGAGGGAGUAUUGUGUGAGGAGAACGUUCGUGGAGUAAGGUUCAACAUCCACGACGUCACGCUCCACGCCGACGCCAUCCACAGAGGAGGAGGCCAGAUCAUCCCGACCGCACGUCGCGUUCUGUACGCCUGCAUGCUGACGGCCGCCCCCCGUAUCCAGGAGCCAGUCUACCUCGUCGAGAUUCAGUGUCCUGAAGCUGCUGUGGGCGGUAUCUAUGGUGUCCUGAACAGGAGGCGUGGCCACGUCUUCGAGGAGACGCAGGUGAUCGGGACCCCCAUGUUCAUCGUCAAGGCCAACCUCCCUGUGAAUGAGUCAUUUGGAUUCACAGCUGAUCUUCGCUCCAACACCUCAGGCCAGGCCUUCCCACAGUGCGUCUUCGACCACUGGCAGAUCUUGCCCGGUGAUCCCUUUGACCCCACCACCAAGCCAGGGAUUGUUGUCACGGACACCCGCAAGCGGAAGGGGCUGAAGGAGAGCCUUCCCGACCUGUCCAAUUACCUCGACAAGUUGUAGUGUUGGGGACACAGGGAGAGGGAAGCCCCUGUUUCUAUGACACAAUCAUCAAGUGGAUCUAAAACUUGUAAUAUUAUGUGUACAUGUGGCAUAGGAUGAUGAAUAGGCUGUAAUUAUUAUCAGAUGUGUUAAUGUUAAUUUAUUCUCUUCAUCCCUUUGAUAUGUAAAAAAUGGUAGCAACUAAAUGUUCUCGUUAAAAAAAGCAGCUUUAAGAAGAAAAAAAACAAGGGAUUGGAGGAUUGUGUAACAAAAAAUUUUUGAGGGAGCGGGAUAAAAUGGGGCU